UGUCGUGCUGGAUGGGAUGUGUGUGUGCGGUCAGUAGUGAUGAAGUCCCACAGAACUGAGGAUUCCGGACUGUGAGUGGUGGGAGGGGCCCGUCAUAUACCAUAGUCACACUUUUGAGACGGCUCUGGAAGUCCAGCCCCAAUAGCACAGGUGCGCACAGUUUAGGCAUGACCAGUAGCGCAAAGUUCCGAUAUUCUGUGCCUUGCACCACCAAUGUCGCUACACAACCCGCCCGGAUGUCUGUGGAAUGUGACCCAGAAACCAAAUGGAUCUUCUGACUUACUGGCCGUGUUGCAAGUCCGCAGCGUUGCACUGUGUCCGGGUGAAUAAAACUCUUAGUGCUGCCCGUGUCAAACAGGCAUCUAGUCCUGUGCCCCUCCACCCGGAUGUCCUUCAUGGACCUUGCAAGCUGGUGUGGGGCGCUUUGGUCGAGGGUUACAGUGGCCAGAGUUGAAUCGCUGUCGGGGUACCCAGUAAGCAUCGGAGGGUCGGGGGCGGGGCGUGCUGACGCCGACAAAGAUGGCCGCCCACAUCCGGGGUACCCGGUAAGCAUCGGAGGGUCGGGGGCGGGGCGUGCUGACGCCGACAAAGAUGGCCGCCCACAUCCGGGGUACCCGGUAAGCAUCGGAGGGUCGGGGGCGGGGCGUGCUGACGCCGACAAAGAUGGCCGCCCACAUCCGGGGUACCCGGUAAGCAUCGGAGUGUCGGGGGCGGGGCGUGCUGACGCCGACAAAGAUGGCCGCCCACAUCCGGGGUACCCGGUAAGCAUCGGAGGGUCGGGGGUGGGGCGUGCUGACGUCGACAAAGAUGGCCGCCCUCAUCCGGGGUACCCAGUAAGCAUCGGAGGGUCGGGGGCGGGGCGUGCUGACGCCGACAAAGAUGGCCGCCCACAUCCGGGGUACCCGGUAAGCAUCGGAGGGUCGGGGGCGGGGCGUGCUGACGCCGACAAAGAUGGCCGCCCACAUCCGGGGUACCCAGUAAGCAUCGGAGGGUCGGGGGCGGGGCGUGCUGACGCCGACAAAGAUGGCCGCCCACAUCCGGGCAUGCAAGAUGGCGGCCCCCACGUUUCACCCGCAGCGCUGCACUCCGCUCGCAGUUUAGACUUACCUCGGCGAAAUGGCCCCGCUUUCCGCAGCUGGAGCAGGUCGCUUCUCGCGCUGGACAGCGUUUUCGAGAGUGUUUUUUAUGGCCACAGAAAUAACAAAGCACAGGCUUCUGACGGGCUGCCGCUGUGGUCAGGUUCGGGGAGCUCGUGGAAUCGCGACUGGCAGCGGCGAUUUCGCCCACGGGAGCUGGCGGUGGCGGGGUCUGAGGCGUCCACGGAACUGGCGGGGAAUCGCGCGACUGGACAGCGUCGGCGUAGUGCAGCGCAGCUUCCAGAGCAUUGGCCGUCUCGAUCGCCGAGCGUAAGAACUGGGGAAGGCUGUGCUGAGAUCCGGACCCAUGUGGCCCAGGUGGAGCCCAGACCCUGCAGUGCUGAGAAGGUGACCUCGCUGGGCAGGGACUGGCACAAGUUCUGCCUGAAGUGUGAGCGCUGCAACAAGAUCCUGUCACCGGGCAGCCACGCUUCGCAUGACGACAAGCCUUACUGCCACAAGCCGUGCUACGCCACCUUGUUCGGGCCGAAGGGUGUCAACAUUGGCGGUUUUGGUUCCUACAUCUAUGACCAGCCCCCUCCAUCGUCGGGCACACAGCCACCCCCAGCCCCCGAGGGUUCAGCACCUACAGCAGCCGUGAAGAAGACUGCAGCUCCCGUCAGGGGCCCCAGCAAAGCCUCGAGCAUGACCACGUUUGCCGGGGAGCCCAACAUCUGUCCGAGGUGUGAGAAGAAGGUCUACUUUGCCGAGAAGGUGACAUCGCUUGGAAAGGACUGGCACCGCCCCUGCCUGCGGUGUGAGCGCUGCAGCAAGACUUUGAACCCAGGCGGCCAUGCAGAGCAUGAUGGACAGCCCUACUGCCACAAGCCCUGCUACGGAAUCCUGUUUGGACCAAAAGGGGUUAACACUGGAGUUGUUGGCAGCUACAUCUAUGAGAAGAUGGACACCCCCGGAGAGCAGUGAUUCCAACCCCAGCUGAAUCCAGUGGAUAGCGCUGACUUCCCAAUUGUAACGCAAGGUGCACGGACACUACUCACAACACACCGUCACAGUAGCUUAGAAACCCUGAAUUAGGCCUACCCCAGGUAUUAACUGUAGUUUGUGUGCUGUUGACUGAACUAGUAUUUAAUUUAUGUGGGCUGUAUCUUGGUGUGGUCGUGGCUUUCUGUCACUGACCCUCAAUCUUUCAUGGUGUCAGAGCAGGUGAGGCAAAAGCUGCCUAAGGGCCUUCCCAAAGUUCUCGAAGCCAAGAUUGAACAAUUGGACUGAGGCAGCAGCUUGUGAGGACCAUGGAUUAGUGGGCAGGACCACCAGCACUGCAGUAGCCUUUAUUGAUCUGUGUGUACUGCCCCUCCCAGGCUCUGACACUCUCCUCUGCUCCUCAUGCAGAGUUGUUUAAACUGCCACACCACUUUCCCGCCUGAAACUUUGGGCCUUUACUUACAGUAUUAUAUUGAGCAAAGUACUGCUUAAAGAAUGCAUUUUUAAUGUACCAGCAAUGAGAAGCAUCCUGUUCAUGUGCGUUAAUGAGAGUUAAUUGAAGUUAUCUUUUACUGAGAAUAAACAAUGCCAAAUUUUUCUGGA
This is a messenger RNA of Hypanus sabinus (Atlantic stingray), 2681 nucleotides long. RefSeq names its product cysteine-rich protein 2-like. The record is from RefSeq and is a predicted model, not a curated record. The transcript is spliced from 9 exons. The coding region runs from base 387 to 2060 and encodes 557 amino acids. NCBI's taxonomy places the organism in Eukaryota, Metazoa, Chordata, Chondrichthyes, Myliobatiformes, Dasyatidae.